ACGCAUACGCCCCGCCACCAAUCGAGUCCCACACACAAAACACACACGGGAGUCUGCCGUGUAAUGACUAGCACAAGAAAUAAAUAAAACUUAGCCAAAAAAAAAACUACAUAGAGAUAGAGAGCGGAACGAGAGCGGGAGAGAGUCAGCUCCAGCUGCUCAUAAAUUUCGUAACGCUUUUGGGUGUAAAUGUGCCCCUUGGUUCAGGGCACGCACCCAGUGAUUGAGUCGUUUGUAAUUUGUACGCCGUAAAUACAACAAAAUAUGUAAAUUCUAAGGGCGCCCACCCACCCACCACCACCCAAAGCCAUACACAGGCAGCCAGCCAGCCAUCCCACGCACAAACCAACGAACGGACCAGAGCAGGAGGGUGGAGCAGCAGGUGAAGGAGAGUCAACCUAUUAAGGAACGUGAAUCUAUUUGGCGGUCACACUACCAUAAAAGAGACAAACGAGUCCGACUAGAGCAAAGUAGAAGAUCAAAGGGAAAAAGAUUUGCUGCUCCUCAAGGCAUAGCCAAGCCACAAAAAGAAGCACUAAAGGAGAAAGAAGAAAAGAAAUCAAGACCAGCCAUUGUCAACUGAAAGUGUAAGGAGCGGGAACAAGAAGCAGAGAGAACGAGAGCUAAAGGAAAUCAAACGAUAACGGGAGAGAGAGAGAGAGAGAGAAAGCUGGAGCAGUCGAUAAAAGAAUAUUAGCAAAAACAUAAAUACGUAACGGUUUCGGCUCUCCACCACAUUGCCAUCGCUGUCCAGAGAGAGUGUGAGUGAGGUGAGGGUUGAGAGAGCAUCGAAUUAAGAGAGCAAGAGAACAGUGAGUGGGUAGGUCAGUGGCAGUGGGCGGUCUGCCAGCUGUGGCAGCCACAACACACCAACGCCAGCGCCAGCGUCAACUUCAAAUUUCAAAGGGCAGUAAGGGGCCAAAUGUCCUGUACCGUUUCGGAGCUGCCAAGUGGCUGUCGACUGCGCGGCGGAAUGACUGCAUCCACACCACAGAGCGCUGCUAACAAUGGCUCCAAUAGCGGCGGGGGCAAUGGCAACGGAAACAACGGUAACGGCAACGGCAAUGGGAAUGGAAACGGCAACGGGGGCGGCGGAGGGGGCAGCGGUAGUGCCGUUUCCGUGUCCGUGUCAGUAGGGGGCGGCGGCGUCACGGCAGGCAGUGCCACCUCGAAUGUGCUGCAAGAGUCAAAUGCGGCAACGUUGCAGCGGCCGCAGUCGCAGAAGCCGUGCUGCUUCUGCUGGUGUUGCUGCUGUUCCUGCUCCUGGGGCAAAUGUCUGGCCAUCAAGAAUGCCGAUGAAAAUGCGCCCACAAAGCGUGAUCUCGCUAAUUCCGAAUUCCUAGACGGCGAACAACCCACAUUAGAGGAAAUCCGUAGUUGGGGCAAGAGCUUUGACAAGCUGAUGAAGAGCUCAGCUGGUCGAAAGGUAUUCCAGAACUUCCUGCGCAGCGAAUUCAGUGAGGAGAACAUUCUGUUCUGGCUGGCCGUUGAGGAUCUCAAGAAGGAGAACAGCGCAGAGGUGGUCGAGGAGAAGGCUCGCCUGAUAUACGAGGACUACAUCUCGAUCCUGUCGCCGAGGGAGGUGUCUCUGGAUUCGCGAGUGCGAGAGAUCGUCAACCGCAACAUGAUCGAGCCCACGACGCACACCUUCGACGAAGCUCAAAUACAGAUCUACACUUUAAUGCACAGAGACUCAUAUCCGAGAUUCCUAAACUCUCAAAAGUUCAAGACACUCGCUCAAAUGCAAGACAAUUCGAAUGCCGGCUCCAAGGCGGAAAGUCCCACUUAGGUCGCAUCGGAUCGUCGUCAGUUCUGCGCUGUGUUGAUUUCUGUAGCUGCUCUCCAUUAGUAUUUCCUUCGUUUGGGCCAUGAAAUUCCUGUAAAAGCCGCUGUCGCCUGCCAGCCCGCUGCCACUGCCGCUGCUGCAAUCCCCUAAGCAAUAUGUAUCCAUUAAUAGAACCAUUUAACCAUUUUGCGUGCAGCCCCCCCGCACUUGGGACCAGGGCAGUGGGCGAGGCAAAGACCCGCGGGGCCCAAACCAAAACCCUAGACGAUAUCGCGCGGUAAUACGUGAAACGGAUUCCUUCUCUACCUACGUUCUAGUCGUUAACAAACCAAAGAGUUAGGAGCUAAAUUAAUUGUUUAAUUUUAGUGUGUGUAACGGAUCGGACUCUCCGAGACGUGGCAUUUGUUCAAGGCGGUUCCGGAAGCGUGCGAGCGAAACAGCGACCAUGGCUAGUGUAAUAUUAGUGACCUAAGAGACGUAUUAAUCAAAUUGCAUCAGAGAUAACGGAACCGAGAGGAGUACAGUACAUUUACCGUUAACCGAAAUACUUUUUCCAGAAGCAAACCAAAAACCAAACAGAACUUUUUAAACGUAUUACAUAACUUUAUAUUAAUAUUAAUAUAUACAUACAUAUAUACACGCAUAUAUAGUACUUACUUACGCAUAUACAAAACCAUUUAACUUAACUAGUUUUGAAAACGAUUAGGAUCAUAUAUGCAUAUGUAUGUACAUAUGUGUGUGUAUGUAUGGACCAUGUUUAUGUACAUGUGUAUGUGUAUAUGAGUGACGACAUCGAAGCAUUUUUGUAAAUACCACAAACAGGCAGCAGCAGCACAUACACCACUCUUUAUAUGUAUAUUUAUAAUGCUGUACCGAUCAAACAACCCCUGACCCCCACUACAAUGCCUCAUCUUCCGAUUGAGGUCCGAUCUAGUUGUUCCCAAUCACCUCUUUGAAGGCAAGCUAAGGCAAACACAGGCAUAGCUACAUAACUACAUAACUAAUACUAUAUUUAUAGUUUCGAUUAGCAUUGAUUUCCAAAUCGAGAGAAAACGUUUUGCAAUAUCACUGCCAACA
Drosophila guanche is the source of this 2863-nucleotide messenger RNA. RefSeq names its product regulator of G-protein signaling 17 (gene Dhit). The transcript is spliced from 7 exons. The record is from RefSeq and is a predicted model, not a curated record. NCBI's taxonomy places the organism in Eukaryota, Metazoa, Arthropoda, Insecta, Diptera, Drosophilidae. Bases 923 to 1789 code for a protein of 288 amino acids.